AAUGAUAGGUCUCAAUGCUACUGGUAGAACGGGGAGUAGGCCGGGAAUACAUUAAAAGGUCACUCAGGGAUGCAGAGGCUAUCGCGUACUGGUAUGCUCUUUGUUUAAGAACUGGACUUGAGAAAUAAUUCAACAUGGGUUCCAAGACAAAAACACUGGUUGCUGUCCUCCUCACUGUGACUGCCAUCUAUAUCGCCACCCUCUACGUGGAUGAUUUCGAUCCUGCCAUGGUGAGAGGCAAGAGAGUGCUCAUUACUGGGGCGUCCUCUGGAAUUGGAGAACAGGUGACGUACCAUUUCGCCAAGAUGGGAGCAAACCUUGUUUUGACGGCGCGCAGAGAAAAUCUCUUAAAAAAGCCGUGGCUGGGGACAGGGGACAACUUCACGAGACUGACCACCAGUAUGGACGUUAACUUCCGGUCAUUUGUUCACCUGGCGUCCCAUGCACUACCUCUGUUAACCAAUAGUCGUGGUCACAUUUCUGUGGUCUCCUCUACUGCGGGAGUUACCGCCACUCCAUAUACAGCCGUGUACACCGCCACUAAGUACGCUCUCCAGGGGUUCUUUGGCGUCCUCAGGCAGGAACUGGCUCUCUAUAACUCUGGGGUGUCUGUUACCUUGUGUAUGGUAGGCGCUACACGGACGGAGAGAGCGGUGAAAUCAUUCGUAGGCAUGUUUGGCAGUGACUGGCACAACACCAUACAGCCAGUAGAACCAGAACUUGUUGCCUUGGAGAUCACCAAGGCAACUGUUACUAGGCAAUAUGAAGUAUACACUAGCACAGAUAUACCAUUCAAAAUAUUCAUAUCUUUAAGGUUACUGUUUCCAAAUUUUGCUGAUAAAAUGCUUAAAAGCUUUUCAGUCUUGUAAAUAUCACCCUAGCUUAUACCUUAGAACUA
Molecule: messenger RNA, 898 nt
Organism: Lingula anatina
Lineage: Eukaryota; Metazoa; Brachiopoda; Lingulata; Lingulida; Lingulidae
Product: 11-beta-hydroxysteroid dehydrogenase 1-like
Cellular component (GO): intracellular membrane-bounded organelle
Molecular function (GO): oxidoreductase activity
Source: RefSeq, a predicted model, not a curated record